AUGGCCAAGCCCCCGGCGGCGGCGGUGGCUGCGGCGGAGGAGCUGAGCCAGGUGCCGGACGAGGAGCUGCUGCGCUGGAGCAAGGAGGAGCUAGCGCGGCGGCUGCGGCGCGCCGAAGGAGAGAAGGUGGGCCUCAUGUUGGAGCACGGCGGCCUGAUGCGCGACGUGAACCGGCGGCUGCAGCAGCACCUGCUGGAAAUCCGCGGCCUCAAAGAUGUCAACCAGCGGCUUCAGGACGACAACCAGGAGCUGCGCGAGCUUUGCUGUUUUCUCGACGACGACCGGCAGAAGGGGCGCAAGCUGGCGCGCGAGUGGCAGCGCUUCGGGCGCCACGCGGCCGGCGCUGUGUGGCACGAGGUGGCCCGCUCGCAGCAAAAGCUGCGCGAGCUCGAGGCGCGCCAGGAGGCCCUGCUGCGCGAGAACCUGGAGCUCAAAGAGCUGCUCUUGCUGCUGGACGAGGAGCGCGCGGCGCUGGCGGCCGGUUCGGGCGGCGCUGGCGCGGGCUCCCGCAGCUCCAUCGACAGCCAGGCCAGCCUGAGCGGGCCGCUGGCCGGUGGUGCGGGGGGCGCGGGGGCCCGCGACGUGGGCGACGGCAGCAGCACCUCCAGUACGGGCAGCGGCGGCAGUCCGGACCACCACCACCACGCACCGCCUCCGCUGCUGCCCCCCGGGCCGCACAAGGCCCCAGACGGCCAGCCAGGAGUCACACGCAGGUCCCUGGACGACUUGUCGGCCCCGGCGCACCACCGCAGCAUCCCCAAUGGCUUGCACGAUCCCUCGUCCACAUAUGUCAGGCAGCUGGAGACCAAGGUGAAGUUGCUGGAGGGUGACCCGAAGCUCCUCACACAGCAGGCUGGUCCCGGAGAGUUCCGAACUCUGCGAAAAGGCUUCUCACCGUACCACUCCGAGUCCCAGCUCGCGACCCUGCCGCCCUCCUACCAGGACUCCCUGCAGAACGGACCAGCUUGCCCCGAGCUGCCCUCCCCACCCCCGGCCAGCUACAGCUCCGCAGGACAGAAGCCUGAGGUGGUAGUGCAUGCCAUGAAGGUCCUGGAGGUACAUGAGAACCUAGACCGACAGCUCGAGGACAGCUGUGAGGAUGAUCUGAGUGAGAAGGAGAAGGCCAUUGUCCGUGAGAUGUGUAACGUGGUCUGGAGAAAACUGGGGGACGCCGCCAGCUCCAAGCCCUCCAUCCGGCAGCACCUGUCUGGGAACCAGUUCAAGGGGCCUUUGUAG
This is a messenger RNA of Chrysochloris asiatica (Cape golden mole), 1236 nucleotides long. RefSeq names its product coiled-coil domain containing 85C (gene CCDC85C). The coding region runs from base 1 to 1236 and encodes 411 amino acids. The record is from RefSeq and is a predicted model, not a curated record. Lineage: Eukaryota; Metazoa; Chordata; Mammalia; Afrosoricida; Chrysochloridae. The transcript has 6 exons. Gene Ontology annotation, cellular component: apical junction complex.